ACGUCAUCUUGUUAGGAGAAUUGAGUUUUGGUCAGGAGUAUUGUUCAUGACACGGAACUAGCGCGUUUAACGAAAGCAUUUUUGCUCCUUUAAUAUUUCUUCCCUCAUCAAAAGGAGUUACUCUCCUACUUUCAGGAGUAUUUUUUAAAGAACACGUAUACUUUAUUCUUGGAUUCAACGCGUAAACGGAAGAAGGAAGACAAUCGCACGUCGACGUUCUCUGGACAAACAUGGAUCUUCGCUUCAAACUUUGCGUAUUGCUGCUUUUUAUUAUUGUCAAUUUAAGAAUUUCCGAAGGAAUAUCUGCGAGUGAGAAUGGUACGAUAACAUGGGAUCCAAAAAGUACGAAUAACAAUGGAGAUUCAAAAAACUUGAAGACGAAAUUUGACGCUGAAGGUUUGGGACCGUGGUAUGACUUGGGUAACUCCUUCAUUAGCACAGUCCUUAGCAAAGAACCUUAUGAACUUGUUACGAAGUUCAAAAAAGGACAAAUAGAGAAACCAAAUGAUGAUGUUAUUGUGGAUUUUGCCAUGGGCAUGGCCAUAACUGUUUGCAUUGGAAUAUUGUUUUGCAUCUUCAUGCCAAUUGUUGGAUGUUGCUUUUGUUGUUGUCGCUGCUGUGGCAACUGUGGCGGUGAGAUGACUCAGAAAGAUGACCCAAGAAGUGGUUGUAAGAGAGCCGUUUUUGGAGUUAUUCUGUGCAUUAUUACUCUUCUAAUGUUUGCUGGUGUUCUACUGACAUUUGUGUGCAAUGAUAACAUGAGUAAAACCCUGGACAAAACUAAAAGUACAUCAGAUGGGAUUGUAGACGAGACCGCCCAGUUCAUUAACACUACUAUCUCUGAAUUUGACAAAAUCAUUGAUGAAGACUUCAAGUUUGUUUCUAAGAAGCUGAUUGAUGAUACCUCAGACCAAGGCAUAAAAGAACUUUUAGGUGACAAGUUCCUGGCUUUGAUAGAUGACACUGUAGCAAAGCCUAUCAAAGCUGUGAAAGAUCUAUCAGAGAAUUCCAAUAAAAUGAAGACACAGCUUGAAAUUAUUGUAAACAACACAAAAGAUCUUAAAGAGCAGGGACAGAAGCUAGCUACAGGCUUGGAAAACGCAAGGAACAAUAUUACACAAAUGAUUAAAGAGUGUAGAAAUGUAUCAUCAUCAUCACAAUCAUCUUGUGGUAACAUUGAUCAAAAUCAACUCAAGCAGGGUGCUAAUUUCAGCAAAGUCCCAGAUGUUGAAAGUCAGCUUCAAAGUAUCAAGGACGUUACUGAUCUGGAUUUUGUUGCUGCUGCAGAAGAGGGCCUGAAGGUAAUAAAUGAUAUACCGGACACUCUAAUCAAUGAGACAUCUGGUGCAAGAUCAGAAAUCAAAAACAUGAUUAAUAAUGCUACAGAUAUGGUCAAAGAGUUACUGGACAAGCUGAACGAUCAGUCAGAGAAGACGAUCAUGGAGCCUCUAAGAAAAAUGAAAAACACUAUCAAUGAUGGUGUUGAUUAUGGAAAAAAAUAUGACCAGUAUAGGUGGUAUGCUGGCGUCGGUCUCACUUGUCUUCUGUUGCUAAUUGUGGUAUUAAUGGCCCUUGGAUUGAUGUGUGGUAUUUGUGGUUUUGAUAAGGAAGCCACACCCACCAACAGAGGCACAGUAUCUAAUAUGGGAGGCAACUGCCUUAUGGCGGCAACUGGUUUCUGUUUUAUUUUUGCAUCAUUUUUGAUGUUAUUGACAACCUUGUGUUUCAUCAUUGGAGCACCCAUGCAAGGAGCAGUUUGUGAGCCCAUACAAACUGGUAAAAUCUUUGCUAACAUCAUUGAUAAUAAAAACUUUUGGGAUGGAAAGUCACCAUUUGACGAUAUCUUUGGAAAGAACAGUACUUUCAAGUUGGGAGAAGCCCUUAAAAACUGCCGUGAAAACAAACCAGCUUAUGAAGCACUCAAAAUAGAACAAUUUUACAACAUCUCAAGCCAAUUGAACAUUAGAAAACUUCUGGGUGAUAAAGUCGAUGAAAAGUUUAAUGACCUGAAAGUCAACUUUUCUGAUAAAACCAUAUUGACCAACAAUUCUAAGCAGAGUCUUAAGAAACUCAAUGAAUCAGGAGUUGAUAAAAUUGACUUUGAUUCAUUCUUUAAUGAGACAAGGCAAGGUAUUACUCAAGUAAACUUGACAGAAUUUGCAAAGGACCUUGAUGCAUUUGCUGAAAAUAUGACCAAACUUGCAAAGAAUCCAUCUAACCCAAACAAACAAAAGGCUCAAGACUUGGCUUAUCGAGCAAGGAAUGUUUCUAAUGACCUGAAAAAUCUUGAUAGUAAUGUUGUGCAAGCGAUGGAAGCAAAGUCUAAAGAAAUGGAAGUUAAUGUUGUGGAACUCAAGAAAAUUGGUGGAAAUCUUGCGACUGAGGCAGAUGAUGCCUUGAAAACAGCAGAAAAUGCUCAAUCUAAACUCCAAGACUCUUCAAAUGAGAUUGUUGAUCUCGUAAAAAAAUAUACAGAUCGUGUACUUGGCUAUGGAUACCAAUUUACUGAUCACAUUAUGGACUUGCUACAAAACGAUUUAGGCAGAUGUAAACCUUUGAYGAACAUCUUUGAUGCAAUUGUUGUGUUAUUUUGUAACGAAAUGCUUUACCCAUUCAAUGGAUUUUGGCUGGGUAUUGGAUUCUGCCUGUUUUUCUUUAUACCUUCCAUCAUCUUCAGUGUAAAGCUUGCUAAGCACUACAGGAGAAUGAAAUAUGAGAGCGAGUUUGAUGAAUAUGCAAAUGGCCCAGAGAUGAUGGAGAUGGGCCAGCCUCCAUCAUACCAGAAUGUUGGAAAUGAAAAGAAGUUGUGGGCCAAUCCAAAAAAUGCUGUGUACCCCAAGACACCCAGUGCACCUGUACUGUCCUAAACGAGCGAAUGGAAAAUAGACACUAUAUAACAAACAAGCAUCAAGACCCAUGGAUUUAGAAGGGUUCAUCAUAUGAUACAAAGUACAGGACCUGGUUGUUAGAAGGAUGAAUAUUGCUAUUCGACAUGAUAAAUCUUAUCCAGUGGAUAAAUUUAUUGGAUAACAGCAUCUUAUCCACUGGAUAAGGAUUUAUCCAUCGCAUAGUGCUAUCCACCCUUCGUACAACUGGGCCAAAAUGGAUUCUGGGUGUUUUUAUUCAAGGUUUCAUCUAUAUAUUCAGCUACCAGCAGUUCUAGUAUCCCAGCCUCUAUGUAGGUGAUUUCUAGUUGAAUUCCAAGAACCAAAGUCCAUUGGACUCACGCUUCUAAAUUUUUACCUAUUCAUAAACCACAGGCAUCCCAAUCUUGGGAAAUGGCAUACAGUUAAAGCUAUUAGAGCCAUUAAUAUUGGAUUUUGUUGUUUUAAUCUCAUUUUGAAUAAGUUUUGUAUCAAAUCGAUGUUUAAGCACCAUGAUUGCAUUAAUACAUAUUUUUAUAUUCAUUGUUUAUCAGGUGAGGUUGGGGGGAUAGGGUGAGGGUGGGGAUUGGGGCUCAGUGGGUGAAAAAUGUGUGCGACCGAAGACUUCCUGAAUAUCCCCUUACAGAUUAUCGAGAGGRUAGUGCUCAGUAUUUUGCAACAAAAUGAGAAGAAGUGCUAAAAUAUUUAACUCUCAAAAAGGGAAGGAAGGAACUUGGAAAAUUUCGCUGAUUUCUCACCUACAGACUCUUUCCGAGAUAGCGAACAUGGUGCAUUGUGGUCUAUCUUGGGUACGAAGACUAUUUGUCAAUCAUGUCCUUUGGAGUUCUUUGAAUCCAAGCUAGACCACAAUGGCCAACAAUCAUUUUUAUUAGAAAAGAUGUCUCCUACAUAAUAUAAAUUGGUUCCUAAUACUUUAGCAGAAUCAUAUAACGAUAAAUAGGAUGGAGGUCGCGAUCUCCUAGCAAUAUAACUAAUAGUAACAUUUUAAAUUUCGUAUGACUGGAAAAAAAAGUAACGCUACGAUCCAUGACCAUGACGAUGCCCCAAGGGGAGGGGGGAUUUCGGGAUAAAAGUAUCAAGUAUGCUACUUGUGGGAAAUUUUCAAAAACACCCCUUUUAAAUCACACCAUAAGUCUUACCAAAAAGGUGCGUGACUGGACGAUUUUUGUUUGCUAAGAGAUACCCUAAAAGAUACCAAGAAAUGCCGAAUUUUAACAUUCUAAAAGAUACCAAAUCGCGACGAGCAUACCCAAUAUACGACGAGCAUACCCUUUUACUUUUACCCCAGAGACCCCCCAAUUGACGAUGCCGUAUGAUUCGCGCCCUAAACAAGAUCAGCCUAGAGUUUGUUCUAGGACUCACUAUGAAUAAACGGUGAUUUCGGUGGCUGGGAUUUUUUUAACAAAUCACGUCAGUUCCGUAACCUUACCGUCAAUCAUGGCUUUCACAGUCGUACGGAAUCUACCCUGCAGUCUCCACUGCACUUUAUUAAUAUAUUAAUCACCAAUUAAGAAAAAAAUACGUGGCCGCCAUAUUGGUUGGCAUCGCAAAAGAAAUCACUGAUAUUCAACCAACAUGGCGUCCAUGGGUUAAAUAGGUUUGCAAAGUUAAGCUAUUUUCUAGUAUGCGCAAGGAUUUUUUUAGUUUCAAAUAACUUAACGAGUAACUGUAAGUAGAUUGUAAAAUUGAUUGAAGGAAGUAGGGAGUUCCGUGCAUUUUGAUUGGAAAAUGUUUAUGAUAAUCACUAAGAAACAACGACAAGAUAGSAGUGAGAGGUGGACGCGUGCACAACAUGUUCUCUCUUUACUAAACAGUCAUUAGAUAUA
Actinia tenebrosa (Australian red waratah sea anemone) is the source of this 4711-nucleotide messenger RNA. Its product is annotated as prominin-1-A. The record is from RefSeq and is a predicted model, not a curated record. Gene Ontology annotation, cellular component: membrane. NCBI's taxonomy places the organism in Eukaryota, Metazoa, Cnidaria, Anthozoa, Actiniaria, Actiniidae.